Paramecium sonneborni is the source of this 3119-nucleotide messenger RNA. Lineage: Eukaryota; Ciliophora; Oligohymenophorea; Peniculida; Parameciidae. The record is from the annotation of a GenBank genome assembly.
AUGAAUGAGAAAAAGAAAUCUGUAUUUUUUGACAAGAGGGAUGAAAAUUAUAUAAAUCUUUCUUCACCAAUUUACUUUUUAGAGAUGUUCACAAAAAAAAAGAUUAAGUGUGAUAUUAUAAUACCUUAAACAAUAAUUGUUUCAAAAGGUACAGCAACAUUAUGGAUAUUUAAUUCAAAAGCAUCCCCAACUCCACUUAUAUUAAAAAAAAACUCAAAUAAAUUGAAUUUUGUAGAAAUAUGCAGAGUAUUAUGUAGAGUGAAACAAAAUGAAGAUUUUCGAAUUGACACUCUUACAACUCUUUUAGAUAUUAUUAAAGCUGGUAAGAAUGAGAUUACAGCUUUUGCAAGAAUAAGUAAAACAAAAAAAUCAAUUACUAAAAUUGAUUUAGUAAAAAUGUUUUUAGAUGGAAAUGUCAGUGGUUUAUAAAUUUUAUAAGAGCAUUUAGAGAAUUCAUCAAAAGCUGGUAUAAUCAAUCUAAUAAGUUAGAUGAAUUAUUUUAUGUCGAAUAUCGACAGGAUGUUAUUAAUUUACCUGUCAGUUAUAGAUUUUUUAAAAAGUCAACCUAAAAAUAAAUAAUUUAACAACCUUUGCCAAAAAAAUUAUCAUAAUUACAUAUAUAAUAAUAAACAUAGCAUUCUGAUAGUUAUGAUGAGAGUAAUAAAAAUGAUUAAGUUGAAUAUGUAGAUUGCAUGUUUAAAUUCUUUGAUAAUUAAAUGAAUUAAACUUUGUCUAAAGUAAAUUAACAAUUAGUAACAUUUAGAUUAUUAAAAAAUUAGUAGAUUUUUUAGAAAAAGCAUAUAGAAUUAGAGUUAAGAAAUUAGUUGCUAAAUUUAUGCAAAACGAUUAAUAACUAAUUUAUUUUCUAGGUUUAAAAGAACUUUUGGUUGAUUUUCAUGAGAAUGCACCAUAUGAGAUUUAAAGCAUGAAAAAUGAAUUAAAAGACAAUAAUUCUUUUGAAAAUUUUUUAAUCUUAAUAAAGAUGUUUACAAGAAUAAGAGACAAAAAACCUAUGAAAAUCCCUUAAACUAUUUAUGAGGAUGAUAAAGAAAUCAGUCAAAAAUUAUAUAAAAAUUUAAUAGUAUAAAGAUGUGUUGGUGAUUUUUGUGAUUAUAUAAUGGAAGAAAAAAAUAGAGGCCCUCUUUAAAUACGCAAAAAUAUUGUGACAGAUUACAGAAAGUUUUUUGGAAAUAAAAAAAUGAAUGAAGAGAAAUUUUCAGUUACAUUACCACAUGAAAUCUCAUUUUAAUUAAUUCUUAGAACUAGAGAAUGUUCAUAAGAAGUUAUUGAAGUACUGAUGAAAAAUAAAAUAUUCACUAGAAAUUCUAAACAUCAUUUUUAAGAAUUUGAUAAAAUAAAUACUGAUGAAGAAUAUCCAUUUAAAUUUAAUAAAACAGAAGUUUAUAAUUUACCAAAUCUUUAUAAAACUGUUAAAAUUUGUAAAAACUGUUUUGUUGUUUAUUCUUUAGCUAGUAAAUAUUUUGAUUAGAGAUUAUCAAAUGAUUUAUAAUAAAAACAAUGGUUUAAAAGAGAUUCAUCUUCUUUAGCUUAAUAACCAACAAGUAUGAAUACAUCUCAUUAAUAAUUAUCAUAAUUAGAAAAAUCUAACAUAAAAAGAAAUGAUUCAAGAAUAAGAUAAAACUAAAAUUAAUCAUUAUAAAAAAUUAAAACUUAAACAUCAAAUAAUGCUGAAAAAGAAUAAAAUGAAAAUAGAGUUAGAAAAAUAUAAAGUGCAAAAUAAUUUAGAGUUAUUCAAUCUGCUAAUUCAUAGGCUCCAAAAACAUUUAAACUAUUUAUGCCUAACUAAUAACAAUAAUUAGAAAAUACAAAAAUAAAUUCCUAAAGUUCUAAAACAAAUAACAUAGAUAUAAAUAGAUUGACUAUGGGAUUUCUUAAUUACACAAAACCUCCUAAACCAAAUAAAAUUUAAUCUGCUAAAAUGACUACAGGAGGACUUUAAUCUUAGAGAAGUUAAAUGGAAUCUCAGCAUUUAAAGAGAUCUGAUAGUUAAUCAAAUUAAUUUUAAAGAAAUAGAAUUAAUAAAAGUUAAAGAUAAAUAAAUUCAAAUAAAAUAUCCUUUUUUUAAGGUAAAUUAAGAGUAAUUGAAGUUCCUUAAAUUCAAUAUACUUUAUUAGAUGUUUGUUAACUUCAUGAUUUAGAAUACCCUCCUGAAAGUGUUCCAGAUAUCUAUUUAGAAUCUGUUAAUUACUUUUGUUUUUAAUAAUGUGCUAUUCCAUAUUUAAUUAUAUAAAAUUAAGAGGAAGUUUAAGAACUUAAUAAAGAUAAUCAAAGUGGUUUAGAUUUAACUGAAAAAGAUCAUUAAAUCGUGAUAUUUUUAGCAGACUUUUUUGAUAAUUCAUUUGAAUAUUUAGAUGUAAUGCAAUAAAACAUCAAACCUAAUACAACAAUUUUAUUAAUGAAUUUACCAGGUAAAAGUUAAUUUGUCAUUUUAGGGUAGGCUUACACAGUUUUUGAUCAAAAUACUAUUUAAGAUAAUUUAGAUAUUUGUUUAUUAUUAGAUUCCUUACUUUUUGAGCUUUGUGAAAAAGAUAUAAUCAAAAAUAAUGAUAUUUAUAAAUUUAUUGGAUAUGGAUAUGGUGGUUUUUAAGUCUUAAGUUACAGUAAGAAAUAUUUCAUAUUAAAGUGACUCACAUUUAGAAUAAUUUACCAAAAAUUGGAGGACUUCUCAUAAUUAAUGGAUUUUGUGAAAUAGAUGAUAUGUUAACAGAUACUUUGAAAAAAUCAAAAGAAGUAUUUUAAACUUGCCCAAAUGAUAUGCCAGAAUUAGGAUUUCAUUUCUGGAAUUCUCUUAUUUAAUCCCAUGAAGAAAAAUAAGAUCCUAGAUAUAAUCCAAUAUCAUUGAAUGGAAGAUUACAUAUAAUAAACGGUAUUUAUUAAUGAAAAUUUUAGGUUUGAUGAAAUCACAAAAUGUUUGGAAUUCUUGUGUUAUGGAAAUUCCAAUAAAACUUUAUCAUGGAUUGAAAGAUUGUGUUGUUAAUAUUAAGCAAGCUCAUUUGAUUAAAAAUUGUUCUUCUUCUUGUAAUUCAUGUGAAAUGAAUUUAAUUAAUUUUGGGCAUAAACUUUAAAACUUAGAAGAACUCUUGUUUGAAUUCCUAUGA